GGCUUCACGGGAAACGUUUUUGAAGGCGGCGCGCCCUCGCUCCCCAAACCUGCCGCAACGACGCCGUUCACCAUCUUCCAGGACAACACGGACAAAGAGAACGGCAGUGUUGCUGCUCCUGCCGCGGUCCAGAAGUCUAAACCAAUCAGAGCUCUGGCUGAGAUCCCGGUGUCCAACAAACCUAAUGACACGCCUCCUGACCUGGCGCCCGACGAGAGCACCAUGUGGGGAGCUCGCUACAACUCCCUGAACUCUCUGGCCGCGUGUCCCAACAGCACCACAGACUUUGCCAUGUUGGCUCAGUUCGUCUCCACGCCGUUCACACACAAAACGGCAGUCGGCGGCAACUUCUUCCCGGACCCAGAAAUCAACGGAGACGUCGAGAGCGAAGCUUUUGUCAGACGCCAGACCAAGAAACUCAGCCCGAUCAUCGAGAAGAGUCCCAUCAACGAGACGCUCUCGGAGACCGCCGUCAGCACACUCGCUCCGUCCUACCAGAGACAAGGCACCAUCGUGGGCGAAGGUCUCGCCUCCGCCCCGUCGUGCCUGACCACCUCCUCCAUCACCAUGGUGCAGCCCCCCCCCGCCGUCCUCUCCUUCAGAGACCAGACCAUCUGUCCCACCGAUUGCUCCACGUCCAGGACCGCAGGACCCGGCUGGGAGGUCUACACGAGCCCGAGCGACUCCUCAGGAACAGCAGUCCUCCGGCCACCUGAGAGUUCAGUCCGACCCGGAAGUGAACCUUUUACGAUCAUGGAGGAUUUAGACAAACCCGCCAGUCCAGAGAGAGUCCAGAAGCAGGUCUACGAUCGUCCCAUGAGCCCGGAGAACGCUCUCAAACCAGAGUGGCCGGCCAUCAGGAGCCCGGAGGUCACAGCGGAGCCGGAUCUGGACGCCUUCCUGAGUCCCCGUCGCCGCAUGGUCCACAACAAGAGCCUGGAUGUCCCCAUGAGUCCAGAGCAGCCGCCGCCACUGUGUGCCGACGUUCCCAUGAGCCCGGCGGUGCAGCGGACGCAGUUCAGCGCAAACGAUGAACCCAUGAUGAGUCCGGACAGAGGGCAGAGAGCGGGUGCCGACGUGACCAUGAAUGCAGCGACGGAGAGGACGGGCUCGGCCCAGCUGGUGUGACCCUGGGACGAUGAGCUGAUCGCCUACCUGCUCUCCACUCUGACCCCUCCUCUCACGUCUCACCCCCGCUGCAUCACCUGGCAGUGCGCCCUCCCCAACAUCUCCCCGAAGAUGACCAUCAGCAUGGGAAAAGCAUCCCUUCGGGUCGACUGCGUCCUCGGAGAAGGAGCGUUUGCGAAGGUCUACCAGGCCACCGACCCCACGACCUCCGAGAAGACGGUGUUAAAGGUUCAGAAGCCGGCCAACCCCUGGGAGUUUUAUAUCAACACCCAGCUGGACGCUCGGCUGCCGCCCACCGCCCGCCACCUUUUCGGCAGCCUGCGCUCCGCCCACCUCUUCAACAACGGGAGCGUGCUGAUCGGGGAGAUCCACAACUACGGCACCCUGCUGAAUGCAGUGAACAUCUUCAAAACGCUGAGCGAUAAGGUGAUGCCUCAGCCGCUCGUCAUCUAUUUCACCGUCUGCAUCCUGCGCAUGGUGGAGACGCUGCACGGCGUCCGCAUCAUCCACGCCGACGUCAAACCCGACAACUUCCUGCUGGGGGAGAGGUUCUUGGAGAACAAAUGUUUUGAGGCGGAGAACGUCGACCACGGCCUCGCUCUGGUCGACCUCGGGCAGAGCAUCGACAUGGAGCUCUUCCCACAAGGCACUGCUUUCACCAGCCGCUGCUUGACGUCGGGGUUCCAGUGCACGGAGAUGCUGAGCGGGAAACCCUGGAACUACCAGACGGAUUACUUCGGGAUAGCGGGGACGGUGCACUGCAUGCUGUUCGGGACGUACAUGCAGGUCAUGAAUGAAGACGGCGUGUGGAAGACAAACGGCAUUUUCAGGAGAAACCCCCACAGCGACAUGUGGCAGGACUUCUUCCACACCCUGCUCAACGUUCUGUACAGAUGUCCAAGACCGACAUCAUUAAACACACACAUCCAAUCAAAUAUAUGGAAGCAACAAUAAGAAAUGAAAGUUAAUUUGACAUAGUGAUUAAAGUUUGGU
Molecule: messenger RNA, 2121 nt
Organism: Labrus bergylta (ballan wrasse)
Lineage: Eukaryota; Metazoa; Chordata; Actinopteri; Labriformes; Labridae
Source: RefSeq, a predicted model, not a curated record